ACUACCGCCACUAUUACUUUCAAUGGUCCAUAACAUCAUUCCCAGACAGCAAUAACUCUUCGUCAGCGGGAUAAGAAGUUAAAUUUAACGACUCCUACGCCACAUGUCGCCCGCUGCCAAUAAUACGUACAUAUAUCAAUUAAUCUAAAUCCGCCAAUCUACCCACGUAGCUAUCACGACUGUGGAAACGAUCUCCACUUGAAUUGACGCUAUUUCAUACUAUUAAAAAACCCCGAAGACCCUGGACGUCAGGGACCACAACCGGGAAGCUAUACACGCCUAAGCUCUCGCUUGAAGACGGGCACUAUGCCGCGAUCAAGUUUCUCGGAUAACCCGUUAUUACGGGUGUCACGACCAGUGUCAGCUUGCUCUAGAUGUCGAAGUGCUAAAGUCAAGUGUGAUGGGAAAUUGCCGGCGUGUACUGCCUGCGAGAAGGCUGGCCGAGAGAAAGAAUGCUCGGCUGCCAACGAUCAAUUCGCUAGGGGCAAGGAACGAAGCUACGUCGCUGCGCUCGAACUCCGCAUAGAGAAGCUAGAAAAGCGACUUGCGUACGCUCGAUCAAGAAAGGCGUCUGUCGCUCAGCAUGAGUCCGAGGUAUCACCAGCGCAGCCGGAGCCUGACCGGAAAGAUUCGCUUGCUCUCAUUAAAGCGGCUAUAUACCGUAAAGCUGCUAGGAAACGAGAAAUGUCCGAUGUCAAUUCGUUGAUGUCUGACUUUGGCUACUUGUCGAUCAAUGCUACGACAAGGGAUUUCGAACCCACGAUGAGCAACAUGACAUUUGCACGCCUCGUGUUGGCCGCCGCUUCUAACGACCCGCUUCCAAACGUCGUGGACUUAACUCUGCCUCCUAAGCAGGACGCCGUUGCUCUUGUUCAAUAUUACAUGACAAAUAUAUACUCCUUGUUUCCUGCAUUCCCUGAAACAACACUUUACACCAUUCUUGAGCAAAUGUACUCGUUUCAGGAGCGAGCAAUCAAAGAUGUUGACUAUUGGCUCGUAUAUAUGGUGCUAGCCGUUGGGUCCGCCGCCCAGAGCCAAACGAAGAACGAUAAUUACUAUCGUAAUGGACUACGCUUUGUGGCUCAAGCCUUGCAACACGCAGACAGGGCGUUGAUGCCAGGCUACACAACACAGAUUCAAUCUUUGAUUCUACUCACUCAAUACUCUAUGCUAGAUCCGGCUCAUUUCGAUAGCUGGCACUUGAUCGGCUUCACCUCCAGAGCAGUAAUCGACCUGGGAUUUCACCAGGAUCCCCCGCCGGAACAGCUCUCAGACAAAGCCGUGCUGGAUAUGAGGCGGAAGACCUUCUACUGCGUUUAUUCAUUAGAUAGAUCUAUCAGUAUGGUCCAUGCGCGCGCCUUCUCUUUCACUGACGCAUCAACAAACGUUGGCUGGCCUCGGCCUUCAUCAUUCAGCCGCCGAGCAUCCAUCACUGGCAAAAUUCUUUCGGGUUCUGAGCCUGCAUUCCUGCUCUUCCAACUACGACGAGCCCAGUCCCAUUGGUACCAGGCGCUUUUCCAAGCAGAGCCAACCCCAUUACACAAUGCAUCCUCAUUCAUCUGGCAAAUGUGUCAAGAUAUGAGAGAAUGGGCCGAGACGCUUCCUACCACCCUACCAAUCGGCAUGAGGGAGUUAUUCGACCUUGAGCUGCGAUACAGUUUCGUCUAUUGCAUAGCGCCAUCAGCUAGAGCACCUCACAUGACCGAUUAUGGCCGGCUACUCAUCUUCGAGCACACCAUCGCGUACCUCGACCGCAUAUACGACGUAUCGCACCGCGAGAUGAAAACCGCCUUUUAUACAUACCACGACGCCCUGCGCGUCUUCUUCAUGGCAAGCCAGUUUAUCGCCGUCCUCCGCGACGCGGAAGACCUGCUCCUCGCAGGCGUCACUCCGCCGAUGCCCUUCGUCGAGGUCGGCAAACCGCAGCCGCCCCCUCUACCCUCGCGCCCCGGCGGCCCCGGCGUAGACAAUGUCGAGAGAAGCUUGGCGUGCAUAGAGAAGACCACACGCACGCUCGGGAAGUACGGCGAGCGCUGGGAGACGUCCGUGGCCCUGAAGCAGAGCUUCGAGAUGAUCUCGGGCGAAUUGGUAGACCGCCUGCGCGUGAGAAAGCAUAUAAAGCAACGUUCGACGCCGCCCCAGAACGUGUCGGCACCGCCGAUGGGUAGGGAGAUGAAGUGGGUGGGUGUUGAUGUCGAGGCUCUGAUGAGGGGGAGUUCGGGAGGGUCGAGGGGAGCUAAGUUUGAGUAGUGUAAAGGAACCUUGGUUUCCUCGGAAUAUAAAACGACCUCAGCGGUAUGGAGAUACUAUUAGUCUGUCGAGGCAUGUUUGCAUGGAAGGGCGUUGAGACG
Molecule: messenger RNA, 2351 nt
Organism: Daldinia vernicosa
Lineage: Eukaryota; Fungi; Ascomycota; Sordariomycetes; Xylariales; Hypoxylaceae
Product: fungal-specific transcription factor domain-containing protein
Exons: 6
Coding region: 307-2250 (647 amino acids)
Biological process (GO): positive regulation of transcription by RNA polymerase II; DNA-templated transcription
Molecular function (GO): sequence-specific DNA binding; zinc ion binding; DNA-binding transcription factor activity, RNA polymerase II-specific
Source: RefSeq, a predicted model, not a curated record